This is a messenger RNA of Trypanosoma brucei brucei TREU927, 2538 nucleotides long. RefSeq lists its product as hypothetical. The transcript has a single exon. The record is from RefSeq and is a predicted model, not a curated record. The coding region runs from base 1 to 2538 and encodes 845 amino acids. NCBI's taxonomy places the organism in Eukaryota, Euglenozoa, Kinetoplastea, Trypanosomatida, Trypanosomatidae.
AUGUCCGACGAGGCACCACCCAACAAGUGGGAGACCCCUGAGUCAGCGUCUGCUGCACGAGCUGUCGGUGUGUAUGGGGGCGGUUGUACUCCCGGGACAUACCUCAAAACGGCCACGGGGGUACAGCGGGGUGAAGAACUUUUUCACCGACCGGAAUUGGAGCGACCGUGGCGUACAACAGCUGAGCAGCGUCACGUUAUGAGUAUAGCACUAAGAGAGAAGGAAAUCGAGGCGCUGAUGCGGAAGUGUUCGUCACUGCGGACGAAACUGGGGAACGCGAAACAUGAGGCGAAGUGUAUAGAGUUCGCCAUGACUGAGAAAUCUAAAGAGGAAAUUGGCGAACUACGGGACGAAGUUAAGCGGUUGGAGGGACUGCUGAAGGGUGAGAAUGAGCAACAUCUCAAGCUCAAAGAAACAAUGGAGCAUCAAUUACGCAUGCAAAAGUUGCAACACGAGAAGGAGCAGAUGAUGUUGAAAAACGAAUGCCGUGUUCUCAAUGAGCGCGUUGAAAACCUCACAAAAAUAUACCAACAGCAGGUGGAUGAUGUUAAAAAAGCAGCCGCCCAAGAAUUGGACCAUGUGGAGAGCCUUUGUAAUGCUCGUGUAGAAGAGCUGACAAAAGAGCUAGAGGCCGUUCGUGCUACAAACAGGGUCGCGGAGGAGCGUCACACCGAAGGUCAGGCGCUUAUGAAGAACCUCGUACAUCGCAUUGAGUCUGAGUACAAGGAAAGGUCUACGGAAACGGAGCGGCGCAUCGGUGACAUGCGUGCGCGACUGGAGGAUGAAAAGAAGAAGCUAUCUGAAGAGCGCGAAGAAGCUGUGAAGGAGGCGGCGACGGCCGCGGAGCGGCUCGUUUUGGCAAACGCGGCCUCUCAGGAAGUAGAGCAGCGGUUCAAGCAGUGGGAUAUAUACAUUCUUCGCAUCUUAGAUGAUAUCUACUCAGCGUUUGUUAGCUGUGCCCCGGAGCAGGCUGUUGAACCUCACAGUUUGGAGGUACAGGAGGCCGCCCUCCUCUACGCCCCACGGUGUAUUGUCGAGGAUCCAGAAGCAAAACUGGUGGUUGAGCGAAUUGUUACUCGCUUACUACAACUGAAAACCAUAGACACCAACUGUGAAGCGCCGGUUUCGAAGGAAUCAGAUUUUGACUGUUUGUUGGCGAAGCUCGAUGCCAAGCAAGAGCGACUUUCGCGUGCGCUGGUGGAGAUUGAGGGGAAGUGCUCUGAGGCAUCAGUUUCUUUAAAUCGUGCGCUUUCUCGACUGUAUUUUUUCUGUGAUGAUCUCGAGAACGCCAUAUCGCACUCCGGUUCGGUUCCCCCACCCCAAAGGAACGUUGUGUUCGCAUGCUUGCGCGUCUUUAAUGGUGACCUUAUGUGGGUCGAGGAUGCGGAAAAGGCACAAGCUGCCGUAUCUUUGAUGAACUGCGUGUUGCGCCCUAAAAUGGCUCAGUACGGUGCGUAUGAGUGCUACUGUGAUGGGACAUCAAUGCUGCUCGCCUUCGACGAUCCGGUAGCGGCCUGUCGUUUCUGCACGGAGACCCAAAAAUGGUUGAUGACGCUCCCUUGGUCGCAGUCCCUUCUCGAAAGCUCAUGGGGCUCAGAGGUGCGUUGUCAGGGGACAAAUGAAGUGGUAUUUCGUGGGCUGCGCCUGGCGAUGGCGGUUCACACAGGUGAUACAUUUGUGGAGCCGCUGUCUAUACCGGUUGGCGAUUCUUACCGGUGCCACUAUUACGGUCGUGCGGUAUCUCAGACUGUACACGCGUGCUCCACGGCCCGCGGAGGGCAAAUUCUGGUUUCCCAAGCCGUAUGGGAGAGGUGUGGUCCGCGGAAGCAUGAACUGGGUGCUUUAGUGGUGCGAGAACUGGGUGUGAUCCCCACUGCAUUUUUUGAUGCAGAAAAGAACUCGUAUGAAAAGGAACCCAUCCAAUUUUUCCAAGUGUUUGCGGAAACCUUAAAGAACAGGUCUUUCAACGAUGCUGGGGAUGCGGAUGUCUGUGAGACAGACCCCUUAGGCGAUUUGAACAAAUUUUUAUUUCAAUCUGAGCUGAAAGGAAUGGAGGGUCGUUGUGUGGCGCUGAAGAGAGCGAUUUCGGCAGCACAGGAGGAAUUUGGGGUAAUUGAUGGUUCUAUUCGCUCUUUAACCAUCAAGGUUCGGGAGGCUAAGUCACACUUUCAGUUAAUCCCACCGGUUGAAAUGGUGAUGCACUUGAACAACAUGUACACCGUAAUGGAAAGGAUUGCGUUGCGCGCUUCCGAAUUACGUGACACCAUUGUGACCCUGGAACGGCGCCAGGAAGAUCUUUCGGCUCAAACAAAGGGGCUGAGGAGCCAGUGCUCCCACAUGAUCUCGUCUUCUGCAAGAUUGAAGGAAAUACAGAUCAAGGCAGAUGUGAUUGAAUCGAGCUACAGGGAACAGAUUCGCGGAAUGACAGCGGGACAUAGAGAGAAGGUUGAGCAGCUGCAUAGAGAACUUCAAGAGCGUGACCAGAAAAUUCGAGACUUGUGUAGAAACGUUGGGCAUGUUGGGAGUGGAGGCAACUGA